AUGGUCACAACAAGAGCUCAAUCGCAGACACCGCGCAAGUCGAGAGGUCGAGUCUCGUUCCCCACCGACGCUGACAGCAAUUCACCCGCACCGGCGACACCCACGCCCGCUUCUCGCUCUACCUCGUCGCGAAGCUCACCCACCAAGCGCACUUCGUCCUCUUCCACUUCCGCCCCUUCUUCACCUGCCGUCCGCCGACGUAAAUCUUCCGUCAUGAGCCAAAAGUCGCUUUCCAAGGAACAGCUCGGGCCCAAGACCAAGCACUACGAGUUUGCUGGCCCCUUUGGCGCCGCCUUUGUCUCGCUCACAGUGCCCUUCUUCGCCUACUACCUCUACUUUGGCUGCUCCGAGAAGCUCGGCUGCGAUCUCACGCUUCCCGUACAGAACCCCGAUGCGCUCCGCUCCGUCUUUGUUCGGGGCGUCAAGGAUAGCCUCUUCGACACUACCGCCUGGGCUCUCUACGCUGCCUGGUAUGCCUUCACCGUACUCGCUUGGAUCGUGCUUCCCGGCAAAGACUUUCAAGGCACCGAACUCCGCACUGGCCAGCGUCUCCACUACAAGCUAAACGCCUUUGCUACCUUUGUCGUUGUCGUCGUUGCUUCGGUCGCCUAUAUCUUCCACAACGGUCCCGCGAGCUUCACCAUCUUCUAUCAACACUGGCCUGGCCUCGUCUCUGCCGCCCUCUUCAACUCGUUUGCUCAGGCAGUCUACUGCUACCUUAGCUCCUUCGGCCAAGGCAAGCUGCUCGCUCUUGGUGGUAACUCGGGCAACGUGCUGUACGACUGGUUCAUCGGCCGUGAGCUCAACCCUCGCAUCGGCAACUUUGACAUCAAAUCGUUCAACGAGCUUCGACCCGGUCUGAUUCUCUGGGCUCUCCUUGACAUCAGCUGUGCGUGCCACCAGUAUGUCCAGCUGCACGGCCGCAUCACCGAUAGCAUGGCGCUCGUCUGCGCCUUCCACCUCUGGUACGUCGCUGAUGCGCUUUUCAUGGAGUCGUCCAUCUUCUCCACCAUGGACAUCACCACCGAUGGCUUUGGUUUCAUGCUCUCUGUUGGCGACUUGGUCUGGGUGCCCUUUGUCUACAGUCUCCAGGCGCGCUACCUCGCCUUCCGCCCCGUCCGCCUCGGCAUCGCCGGCACUGCUGCCAUUAUCGGCGUCAACCUCGUCGGAUACUACAUCUUCCGUGAAGCCAACUCGGAAAAGAACCAGUUCCGCAACGGGACUAACCCCAAAAACCUGAAGUACAUGACCACUUCGUCUGGACGAAAGCUCCUGACUUCGGGUUGGUGGGGACGCUCGCGACAUCCCAACUACCUCGGCGACUGGAUUAUGGCCUGGGCCUGGUCGCUCCCUUGCGGCUUUGCCACGCCCAUCCCUUACUUCUACGUCGCCUACUUUGCCGUUCUGCUUGUCCACCGACAGCUGAGGGAUGACGAGGCGUGCCAGAAAAAGUACGGAAAAGACUGGGACAAGUACUGCAAAUUGGUUCGCAGCCGCAUCAUUCCUGGCAUCUACUAG
Mycosarcoma maydis (corn smut) is the source of this 1518-nucleotide messenger RNA. Its product is annotated as putative C-14 sterol reductase. The coding region runs from base 1 to 1518 and encodes 505 amino acids. The transcript has 2 exons. Gene Ontology annotation, cellular component: endoplasmic reticulum membrane. Gene Ontology annotation, molecular function: Delta14-sterol reductase activity. The record is from RefSeq and is a predicted model, not a curated record. Gene Ontology annotation, biological process: ergosterol biosynthetic process. Lineage: Eukaryota; Fungi; Basidiomycota; Ustilaginomycetes; Ustilaginales.